Molecule: messenger RNA, 963 nt
Organism: Hansenula anomala
Lineage: Eukaryota; Fungi; Ascomycota; Saccharomycetes; Phaffomycetales; Wickerhamomycetaceae
Gene: KIN28
Product: TFIIH complex serine/threonine-protein kinase subunit KIN28
Exons: 2
Coding region: 1-963 (320 amino acids)
Biological process (GO): protein phosphorylation; positive regulation of transcription by RNA polymerase II
Cellular component (GO): cytoplasm; transcription factor TFIIK complex; nucleus
Molecular function (GO): cyclin-dependent protein serine/threonine kinase activity; RNA polymerase II CTD heptapeptide repeat kinase activity; ATP binding
Source: RefSeq, a predicted model, not a curated record
AUGCUAGAGACCAAUAAUAAAUCUUCCUCUUCUGUUCAGAGGUACACAAAGUCAAAGAAAGUUGGUGAAGGUACAUAUGCUGUUGUGUAUCUUGGAAAACAAAUAGAGAGUGGAAGAGAUAUAGCUAUAAAGGAGAUCAAAACUGGUCAAUUCAAAGAUGGACUAGAUAUGAGUGCCCUGAGGGAAGUGAAGUAUCUUCAAGAAUUGAGACAUGUUAAUGUUAUUGAACUGGUGGAUGUGUUUUCAGCAUCUGACAACUUAAACUUGGUUUUAGAAUUCCUUCCGGCAGAUUUGGAAAUGAUUAUCAAAGAUAGAGAAAUCUUAUUCAGUCCUGCUGAUAUGAAAUCAUGGUUGUUGAUGACAUUAAGAGGUGUCCAUCAUUGUCAUAGAAAUUAUAUCCUUCAUAGAGAUUUAAAACCAAAUAAUUUAUUGCUUGCACCAGAUGGACAAUUGAAAAUUGCAGAUUUUGGGCUAGCUAGAUCUUUAGGAUCACCAAAUGAAGACCUGACAUCCAAUGUUGUUACGAGGUGGUAUAGAGCUCCAGAGUUGUUAUUUGGUGCUAAACAUUAUACAGAAGCUGUUGAUUUAUGGUCUGUGGGUAUUAUAUUUGCAGAACUCAUGCUGAGAGUCCCAUACCUUCCAGGGAGAGAUGACUUGGAUCAGAUCGAUGUCACGUUCAAAGCAUUGGGUACACCUACUGAAGAAAAUUGGCCAAAUGUGUCAAGUCUGCCAUUAUACAACAAUUUAAAUUUUUAUCCAUGCCCUUCAAGACAGGAGAUAAGAAAUAGAUUCCUUGCAGCAACAGAGACUGCCUUGGAUUUGAUGUGUGGUAUGACUGAGUUGAACCCUGCUAAAAGAUGGAACACCGAAAAAGCAUUGUUGAGUAAAUAUUUCACAGAUUUGCCUGCACCAACUGAGCCAGCCAAGCUACCCAAACUUACAAAAAAGGAAUCAUCAGAAUGA